Messenger RNA from Colletotrichum graminicola M1.001, 1338 nucleotides. RefSeq names its product major facilitator superfamily transporter. The record is from RefSeq and is a predicted model, not a curated record. The coding region runs from base 1 to 1338 and encodes 445 amino acids. Gene Ontology annotation, cellular component: fungal-type vacuole membrane. Gene Ontology annotation, biological process: transmembrane transport. The transcript has a single exon. NCBI's taxonomy places the organism in Eukaryota, Fungi, Ascomycota, Sordariomycetes, Glomerellales, Glomerellaceae. Gene Ontology annotation, molecular function: transmembrane transporter activity.
AUGGAGAUGAACUCUCGGAAAGCACAGAAUAUGUCUCCUUCUGUUAGGUCUCAAAAAGGCGUCACAGAUACGGUAGCCGCAACAGACGAGAGUGCAGAGGCAACCUCGGCUACACCUGUCCCGCCUGGUCCUCCACCCGACGGCGGCCUUCUUGCGUGGCUUCAUGUCCUCGCAGGUUUCUUGCUGCUUCUCAACAGCUGGGGAAUCAUCAACGCCUUUGGCGUGUUCCAAUCCCACUAUGAGUCGGGGGUCCUUUUCCAAGCUUCGUCAUCCGCGAUAUCGUGGAUCGGUUCGGCACAGGCCUUCUUCAUCCUCUUCUCCGGAAUCGUCACGGGCCCCAUAUACGACAGAGGCCACGCCCGGCCCUUGCUAGUCACGGGCGGACUCCUCAUUGUCAUCGGUCAUGUGGCGCUGGGCAGCUGCUCCAAGUACUGGCAGGCCCUGCUGGCCCAGGGCAUUUGCGGCGGCGUCGGCGCAGGCUGCCUCUUCGUGCCGACCAUCUCCAUAGUGCCAACAUACUUCAGUACGCGCCUCGGACUGGCUGUAGGCAUUGUCAACGCCGGUGCCUCGCUAGGGGGGGUCAUCUUCCCCCUGAUGCUGUCCAGACUGCUUUACAGCGUCGGCUUCGCCUGGGCGGUCCGGGCCAUGGCUCUGGUCUCGCUCGUGACUGUGAGCCUCGCCGUCUGUAUUGUGCGGCCGCGCCCCAAGCUGGAGGAGCCCAGAAAGCCCGUCGACUUGACUGCCUUUGUCGACAGGCCCUUCAUGAUGCUGGUCGUCGCAACACUCCUGGCGAUGAUGGGAGUUGUGGUCCUGCAGUUCUAUGUUGCAUCAUUUGCCGACUUCUUUGGGCUGUUUCGCGGUGGGCACUCGGCCUACCUCGUGGCCAUCUACAACGCUUCAUCUUGCUUUGGCCGAGUCCUCCCCAACUACCUCUCGGAUAAGAUCGGUCUCUUCAACCUGCUGGCACCCGCAGCGGCCGCGAACGGCAUCGUCAUCCUUUGUCUGAUCAUCGUGCGGAGCCAGGCUGCCGUCACAACCGUCGCCGUCAUCACGGGGUUUCUAGGCGGAAUCAUCAUCGCCAUGCCCCCGGUCUGUAUGGCUCUGCUCACGGAGAACAAAGCCUUGAUGGGCACGCGCGUGGGCACGGGAUACGCUGUCAUUGCUCUGGGUCUACUGUCGUGCGGACCUCUUGCUGGCGCAAUCCUGGGCCCCGUAAACCAUGAUUAUCGCUGGGAAGGCUUGUGGGCGUACAGUGGUGUGUCGCUGCUGCUGGGCUCACUGCUCUAUUUGGCUAUAAGAGUGCAAAGGGGCGGUCUUGAGGUGAUGGUUAAAGUAUGA